AUGAAUCGUUGCCUGGCAAUAUUCGCUUACAGUCGCAGCUUUCAUCUCCCUACCACUCGAAUCACUGGUACCUUACUAUACUCUCAUGUUGCUGGUCCCUUGAAUCAGAAGACUUACGCUUUGGCUCUAUGUCGGUUACUAUCCUAUACUCCACCCCACCACCGACGGCCCCCUGACCCUGACGACCCCUCCAACCUGAUGAGAGAAGAUGGUGUCUCAGUUUGUUCCCAAAUGUGGAUUGAGAACUUCCGUGAACCGGACAGAACAGUCACCAACUUGACCUCUUUUCUACGUCGGUUUGAGUUGUGGGUUCUAGCCUAUCAGAAAGUUUGUGCUGAUGAAAUCGGAACCUAUGUACCUCGUAGCGCUAUUCAGAGGUCAGCAUUGGAGGAUUUGCUUGUGCUUAGGAAUGCUGUUCUGGAUGGUAGAUUCAAGUGGGGGGCUAGGUUGGAUUUCUUUAUCAAAUCUCCCAAGGAUAAGACUGAUUAUGCCUCAUUGUCCAAGAGGAAGAUCAAGGCGAUUCUCACCACCACGCAGCCUGCAGCUUUCCAGGAUAAGAUAGUCCAGGAGGUGUUGUUCUUGAUCCUGGAGCCUGUUUAUGAAUCCAGAUUUUCACAGAAGUCGUUUGCAUUUAGACCCGGGAGGACUGCUCAUACUGUAUUGAGGGUGGUUAGGAGGAGUUUUGCUGGGUACUUGUGGUACUUGAAAGGAGACUUGAGCACAGUUUUGGAUGGAAUGAAGGAUAGUUUUGUGAUAGGAGCAUUGAUGAGGGAUGUGAGGGAUAAGAAGAUAGUUGACCUGAUCAAGUCUGCUUUGACCACACCGGUGAUCAAAACUGCAGUGGAGCCACCAAAGAAGAAGACAAAGAGGAAGCACCAGAAGAAGAGAGUUCUGCAAGAGGAUGAGCCGAAGCCGGAUCCGUAUUGGCUAGACACAUUUUUCGGUUUUGCACCCGAAGAAGCUGAGAAACAACCUUCAUGGGGCCACUGUGGGAUUCUUAGUCCACUACUAGCUAACGUUUGUCUCGAUGAGUUGGAUCAAUGGGUGGAGGGAAAGAUCAAGGAUUACUAUUCCCCUUCGAAGAGUGACGUGAUAUGGAAUACCCCAGAAGGGGAAGCAGAACAAGGCAACACUUCCUGGCCAGAAUUUGUGCCGACUAGCGGCCCUGAUAAGACCAGGAAAAUGGACUAUGUCCGUUACGGUGGUCAUAUCUUGAUCGGUGUCAGGGGUCCCAGGGCAGAUGCAGCUACGCUGAGAAAGCAGUUGGUCGAAUUUGUCGAUCAGAAGUACAUGCUCAAGCUCGACAAUGACAGUCUUCCCAUUGAACACAUAACAAAGGGGAUCAUGUUUCUCGACCAUGUUCUAUGCAGGAGAGUUGUAUAUCCUACACUUAGAUAUACCGCCACUGGAGGCAAGAUCAUCAGCGAAAAGGGCGUGGGGACUCUUCUAUCAGUCACUGCCAGCUUGAAGCAAUGCAUCAAGCAGUUUAGAAAGCUGCAGUUUUUGAAAGGAGAUCGAGAUCCAGACCCACAGCCUUGCUUUCGUAUGUUCCACGCCACACAAGCUCAUACCAAUGCUCAGAUGAACAAGUUCCUAUCGACCAUGGUGGAGUGGUACAGGUAUGCUGAUAACAGGAAAAAGAUUGUCAACUUCUGCUCCUACAUUUUAAGAGGUUCACUAGCAAAGCUCUAUGCUGCUAAAUACAAGCUACGUUCUCGUGCUAAGGUGUACAAGAUUGGUGCUCGAAAUCUUAGUCGUCCUUUAAAGGAGAAGAAAGGUUCUUCCCCUGAGUACCAUAAUUUGCUGAGAAUGGGGCUCGUGGAGUCCAUCGAUGGGCUUCAGUACACUCGAAUGUCACUUGUUCCUGAAACCGACUACUCACCUUUCCCAAAUAACUGGAGGCCCGAUCAUGAGAAGGCUUUGCUCGAAUAUAUAAACCUCGAAGAUCCCCAGAGGCUGGAUGAGCAGCGGUCCCUGAUUAAUGAACAAGGUCUGAUCUCACCUCAGGAUUACAUAUCCAUGCUCGUGUGGAACUACAAGAGGAAUGCUCUUCCCAUGGAUCAUCAGCUUUCUAUCUCAUCGACAGCUAGCAUCACAGCUACAGAGCAGACUUUACUCUCUGGAGUAGAAAAUCAGACCAGCACAGAAGAACAUAUGGAGCAUAGGACAACGACUAGGUUAAUUGCAGCACAAAUGUAA
This is a messenger RNA of Linum tenue, 2199 nucleotides long. The record is from the annotation of a GenBank genome assembly. NCBI's taxonomy places the organism in Eukaryota, Viridiplantae, Streptophyta, Magnoliopsida, Malpighiales, Linaceae.